Molecule: messenger RNA, 8523 nt
Organism: Amoebophrya sp. A25
Lineage: Eukaryota; Dinophyceae; Syndiniales; Amoebophryaceae
Source: the annotation of a GenBank genome assembly
AAGCGACAUACGCAUAGGCUCGUCGAGGGCUUUUUUGAGAAUACAACAACGGGCUCUAAUUAUCGAGAGUCUUUAGACUUCGAGGACAACUUACCUGUCAUAUUAAAAACGAUACACAAUCAGCAAAAAACUACGACAACUAGAAAUCAUGUUGCUGAACACACGCAAUGGGCAUGGAGGGCCCAUUCUGAGCGCAAGAGGCCUGACGCCUUUGCCUCCUUUGACGGUCACGCCGCCAGCAGAUCUAGAUGGAUCAUGGAGACAACCCCAUCUGAGUGGCACAGGGUCUCUUAGCGGAACAGCAAAGAGCUUCUAUGUGGUGCCGAGUGUGCCGGUUCCACCGGUAUUUUUCAGGGGUUGCUCUUUUUGGUUUUGUGUACUAGCCCUUGUGUAAAAUAACUACUAGUGUAGUUCAUCUUGCCUCACGACUACAUCGACCAUCAAUCACUGACACUGUAAACACUACCACGACAGCCAGCAGCCGUCGCAGCCUCUCGAUUGUCAGCUAGUCAUGGAGGCCAGGUUGUCGAAAAUCAGCCACAUCAUCCAUAUGCGGGAGGAACACGUAACAUCAUUUAGAACAAACAUAUAUCAUCAACUUCCUUUCUACUUGUGCUAAAUGUAAAUCAUGACUGCUGCAAAAACAAAACCCCUUCAUAUCUUCACACUCCUUCAUAUCUGUUCACACUCCUUCAGAUGAUCUUCACACUCCUUCAUAUCAUAGGGUUCUUCGCCGCUCCAUCCGCCGUGCCCUCUUUCGUCCCAACAGCUACAGGCAGUACAACGCAACAAAAGCCUAAUCCAGGAGACAUUGACAUCACCCAAAAUCCUGCAGAGAACUCAGCGACGGUUUUAUCAAUGGCCGAACUCGAUGAAGAGGAAGAAGAGGAAGAAGAAGAGAGCCUUCACGAGCAAGCUAGUAAAGCAACGCAAGUGGUAGAGCAUGUAGGCAAUCUGAUGGGCACAUUGCAGAAACUACAUGGAGUUAAGGCUGCCGCUCCAGAAGUACUAGUGCGACAACCUCGAGAUGAAUUAUAGGUUCUAUUCUUCGUCAUGUGGAUGUGUCCUUAAUGUCGUCCUUGGCUCCUUUUUCAAGCAGAAAAAGGACGUCGCAGGGAUGUCGUGUUCAAGGAUGCGACGUGGUAGCUCUAAUGGAGACAACAGAAAAUGGAAAACGAAGUACAUGCAAGCGAAGAAGGAUUCAUUUGCGAAAUUUUUCACGGAGACAAAUCGUAUUAUUUCUCUUUGGACGACCAUGACGAUGACUUACUGUAGUUACCCUCCGUAUCUUUUAGAUGGACCACCUGAGGUGUGAAUACGAGAAGUAGAUAAGUACUUACUCAUCAUGAACAUGUAGAAAACUCUACGCUCCGAAGACUCCGUUGAUAUCCUGCUUAUCCAGGAACAUGAUCUUCGUCCUUUCUUCCCUGUUAACCUUGGGCUUAUCCAGGAACAUGAUCUUCCUUUCUUCCUUAUUAAGCUAAACAAAAACCAUGUUAAUCUAAACAAAAAACCAGUCGGCUGCCAAGCGCAUAUGUUUCAGUUAUGGCAUAAGAUAGCCAGAGAAGAGGUUUUAGAACGAAAUAUUGUCGCACUGGAAGCCCAAUUACGGUCAACAAACGAAUCGAAGGCAGCAGAAUUGAAUGCGCUGGAAGCGCAACAAGAUUUGGGUACUCCUCUAGAGGAGUGAUACUGCCUUACAUGAUUUUGAAAUGAGAACAACAGAAGACAGCGCAUCAGGGUCUUGGUCAAUGGUAGUCUCCUGAGUGAGCUCAUAUUUAUUUCUAAGCCCCUGAGAAGAUGAACAAAGCUCCUCUUAUACUCUCACAGAAUUUCGCCGAAGGGAGAAAGAAGUCGAAACCACGGAAAUCGAGCAUCAUAGGCAAUUAGAGGAGCUUGCUGGUUUAGUUACGCAGGUCCAAGCCGCUCUGGAGGAGUGCAAUCAAAAAUUCGACGAGAACAAAGGCAUCAUACGAGAUUUCAGGGUAUGACAUACACGAGAUAAUGUUUGUAAGUAGAAUAUUCAUGCGGAUGAUUAUAUUAGCAAAAUUCGAUAUUGACGAGUACUGAAACGAUCUUGAUUUCUUCAACUACGAUUGAUGUAUUUGAAUGAUCGUCCUCUAGUACUAGAACUCAUCGAUUCGUCUCGUCAGUUACGCCUCUCCGGCAUCUCAAGUGCACCUCCUUCUGGAGAAGCCUCGCCUAGGAUGGACCCAGGACUCAAGACCGAAUUUCUCAGGGUCCAGCUGCAUGAAAUGUUGCAAGUUAUGAAAAUUUCAAAUUCAAUGUGUAAGCAGCAAUUUAAUGUAGAACUUAGUAGGUGUGCUUCUUAUAAUUAUUUUAAAUAUAUCCUCGUCCUGCUACAGGGUGGAAAGUCAGAGUCUAACCCAAGAAAACCCUUGUGCUUUUACCUCACGCAAAAGGUUAUCUAACACCCCCAUCGAUCCCCGCUAUGUCCCGCCAAUCGGCAGCGCCUUGACGAAGGACCCAGCUGCUCCUCAGUCUAGCGCACCAGGUAGCCGCAGUGCGUCAGUGAAGCGACGAACCACGACUGUUGCACGAGCGACUGUGUCCACGUCAACGGUCGUGGAGAAUCGAUGAGGAUGCCAAAAGUUCUUGGUUUGAUAGAUAAAAGUAAAUUAAUAAGUUACUUAAGGUAUUAAGCCUGAAGCUCUCGAGGUGGAGGUAAAGGUAUCAUCGCUAUCUUGGUUGUAAGAUUAAAAAUAUCAUCAAAAACUGACACUUAUUGUGCAUGAUGUUGAUUCAGAAUGAACGCUGAAAGAUUCCAGAAGUAUUCAGUCUAUUGCUGCUAGCUUUUCUUUCUUAGUUACACAAAAACCAGAUAGAUACUCAGUCACACAUUCUUGGGGAUGGGUGUCUAUCAAAAGUAAAGAUACACUUGCACUUCCUGCUCAAUCCAACUCAUCGUGAAUGAAAACGGACAAUGAUCAUGUCAAAAACGAUACCAAUGAAUAAAACAUCCCCGGAUACCGAUGAAAAUUAUUCUAAAACGAACUAAUUCUGACUAUUGCUGCUGACUAUUUUCCCAAAUUGUUGCAUGCUAUUGCUAUGACCGAGAUGACCCGUGAAUAGACAGAUUUUUUGAGUCGUCAUCAAGGACUUGUCGAAAGUUGUGAAGAUGUACUAGUCCCAUUUAUUUUACCGAAUAAGUACAACUACAAGGCUACCGUUACUGUACAGAGAGCUGCAUAGAAAACCUCCAUAAGUACUUUCUUACUCGAAAUUAUACACCGCGACACAGCUGUCAUGAAUAUCGACGUCUUUCUAGAGGACUGUCUAAGUAUAUGAUCACUCUAGACUAUAUGUUGGAGCAUUCGAACACAGACUGUUAAGUCGCGUCUAGUUUCUCACUGAGAAGCGCUUGAGUUUGAUACGGAUUGCACUAACAGCCUGAGACAAAUGGUCUCUGGCUGCUUUGAUCCCUGUGGAUGUUCAUUGGGGUUGAAAGGGAAGGAAGUCUCAGCUUCUUCAUUGGGAUAUCAUGAUGCAUGGGGAAGCUUUCACAUGCUUCAUAUGGGAACGCCUAUGCUAUCAUCAAUGAUUCACACGAUCAUCCAUAUGUUCUCUGAUCUGAUCAGAACUGGCAAAACAUUACGAACCUGAUUACAGCUAUGAACAUUCAUUAUUUCUGCUAUCGGAAUACGUUGAAGGCCCUUUGCUUGUUGAUCGUCGAUUUUGGAACCAUAUGCAUUUAGGUCUGUAGGUUAUCUUGAGAUCUUUCCUGUGUUGCUUUGUCCUUGACUGUUUUGGGAGGCUUGAGCCACAUACGAGAGAGAGAGGAGAAACCGCCGACACCCGCGCCAACUAAGGCCAACGCGUUGAAAGUGGUGCCGGUGGGUACCUUGUUCGCCUGGCGAUCUUGGUCAUUUUGAUGAUCUUCAUCCUUCUGAUCUUGGUGGAUCUUUGUGAUGGUUCAAGGAUUUACGACCAUGACCAACACCCCUCCUCAAUCGUUGCGUGUCGAAGUCCCUAGUCUCUGGACUAUCCACGGAAGUCAUAUCUCCUAACUAUUCGUCUAUGACUACAGUCUACUUGUCUAGAAACCAAAGUAAACCCGUAUUGAACUAGUUGGCCACUUCUCCGAGGCGAGCACAGGACGGGCCGGGCCCUUCCUCUGGGUCACCGUGUCUAACCUCGUAUCCAGGCCUUGCCCGGCGGCUUCACAGCAUGGACGCCGUUCCUCAGCCCUCCCAGUGACGGGUGUGUCGAGUUCUGACAUCAGUCGGAUUCGAACCCUGCGUCAUUCAGAUCCGGAGAAACUGAACUGAGACACUUGACCACUAGGCGAAAUGGCUACUCUCUUUUUUUUUUUGUAAGUUAAAUCAUCAUAGUUGGCCUUGUUUGUCGGGUUAUCUAUGUGGUGAAAUAGUAGUCUACGUUGAGACGAGCUACGUUCUAGGUUAGUUAAGCCAUCAGCCUUCACUAAGUUAGUUAGUUGGGCAGAAAACUACCUUACUCGCCGCAUCACGCACACGCAAGUAGCGAAGUGCAUAAUGGCGACUCUUCGGGCAUGUGUCAGUUGCUUUAGCUGUUGUGAUCGCGGAUUGGUUGUCGAUCCAGAGCGCAGCAUUGUCUAAAGAGGGAGGCAAGCCGUUCUGUGUGUGCACCAACUGAGUUGGUAGAGGCCUAUAGAAGUCGGCAAAGUCAUGCAGUUCACUAAGCACAAUUGUGUCAGAAACUGCAGCAUAUUCACUCUCAGCCGUAAAAUAAGCACGGACAGUUUUGCCGAUUACUUCUCCAAGCGAUUGGAACGCCUUUGAAAUUUAAUGCAUGGUCCUUCACUUGCGUUCCCAUAGUUUUCACGCAGUUGGCGAAGCCUGCAUCACUAACGAUAUUCACCUCUGGCCUAUCUCUGCCUUCAGGUAAUAACUUUGAAUAGAUCUUGUUGAAUUCUUCUUCUUGUUCUGGUGAGUAUUCCAGUCCUUGUUCUCUUGUCACCAGAUACUUCAGCACUUUUCUGGCUGCUUUAACCAUUCUUGUUGACGUAGGUUAGCUGUCACGUCUAACCAACGCCUGCCACCGGUACAGAGAUGUCCGGGCGCGCGGUUACAGCUACCCAUAGCAAGGCGCCAACUACCUCACGAUAAGGAUACCCAUCGACUAUCUUGAUCCCCUCCUCAAGAAAAGUCGACUCGUCAAAAUAGGGCGAGUAAACCGGAUUCCCGACUUGGAUUUCAAAUCUCUUUGCGAUUCUAUCAGUGUACUCUUCCACGUUGAGCCGAAACGUUCGAGCUUCACGACAGUAGUACACGACGGCACCUAAGAAGUCCCUGGCGACAUCUUGAGGAACUUCUCUGGUGCUUUCGCUCUCGGUUUUCUCCAUAAGCCUGGCGCAGAGUCACACGGUUCCCAGCCAAGAGCGGCUAGUAUGUCGUGAUAUUUCUUGAACCAUGCUCGUGGUGCGUCCUUCAAGCCGUAUAAGGCCUUCUUGAGCUUCACGAUCUCGCGUCCAUGCUUCUCUGCCCAGAUGGAUGGGAGACGACAGAAGACAUCGCGAUCGAGUUCAGCAUUGAGGGACGCAGAAUCUAAAUCGAACGGGAUCACGUAGUCCUGUUCUGACGUAGCAGAAGCCAGGAGCAACCUACUUGCGGCAUGUGAAGCUACGGGAGCAAAGGCGUUUAGCUCUCCUGAUCGAUCUAGAUUACCGACGACACAAGCGCAGGCCUUGCAUCUUCCACGUCUUUUGAUAGUUAGAAUUAUGGCAAUUGGUCGAGCCUGUCACGCGGUCGCGAGCUCCUCGUCAGAAGCUGCUUUCCACGUUUCAAAGGCUAGCAGUCUCGCACGCUCUUUCUCAGUAACCUCCUGCCACUUAUCGGCAUCAGGCGACUUGAGUGCUUGAGUAACAGACAAAAUCGCAUAUGAUUCGACGAGUUCCUCAUCUUCGUCGAGUUCACACAUGCCACCAACUGCACUAGCGAACAGCGCCAUGCCCUUUCUCAAUUCUUCUAACUCUUUCUUUGUUCUUCGUACCCUGCUGCCUGCCUUGUCCUUAGCUCCUUUUGGUCGGCCACGCUUCUCGCCGUGUGUAUGGCGUUCGCCUGCCACAACACGUGCUGGAGAGGGCGCUUUCAACCUAGACGGACUAAGCGGAGCAGAUGUCGCGCGAUCCUUCGCUUCAACUUUCCCCUCCUCAGGUGAAACACCUUUAGGAGAGUCAGCUGCGUUGGAUUCCUCUACUUUAUCCAGUAAUCUCUUCGGAAAUUCCGGUCGGUCCACCUGGAAUGUGCUCCGUGCCAGAGAACCCCGAUUGAUGGCCCAGCCUUAGCUCUGACUGUCCAAGCAAGGGGGAGCCCAGCUACGACGCGCCACCCAGCAGGUUUCCCAGUUCGUCAGACUCUAUGUAGAUGCCCUUUGAUCUGGCAAAAGCCAACCAAUAUUCUUUAUUAAGUAGUCCUCUCUGAACAACCUUUACAUCUCGGGUAGAGUAUUCCGCCCAUCGAUGUCCAAGCUUGCAACGAUCGCCAUGAGCGAACGUCCCAACCAACCAACCAGACGACUUCGGACAGAAUCCAAGGGAAGACGCCACGGCGGCAUUUGGCCAAGAGCUUGGGUUCAGGAGGGUUGGCUUGAAUUUGUUCACGAAAGUAAACUAGACAACCAAAUCGGCGGGGCAUGCCGAUUGAACUCUUCGAAGAGUUUCUACCAGUCCUAUUGGACUCUUUCCAUCAUUUUGAGGCAUUUUCCCGUAGUUAUGCGGUAAACAAUCCCAGCAGUCACCAGCGUGCUCGACGUAGUAACUUCCAGAGACGUUUAUCAACUUAGUCAGCAUUGUGCGAACACUGCCGAACAAAGUCCGCAGAAAACGUUCGCAGGUCUCAUUCAAUCCAGAUUAUAAGGAACAGCCGGACUGUCUGAGACUCGCAGCGAUUGCAUAACUUAUUUGGUCACGUCGUCACUGCUCAGGACAGGUUCUCCAUCCCUCCGGAGGAACCAUACUGCCUUGUCAUAUAGAGAUAAGGAGUAGUCCUGGCGAAUGCCUUUUGUCACUUCUUCUAUUUCCUCCACACGGUCACUCUACAGCUUAAGCGGUCGACGCGCACCUUCUUAAUUACAUUACAGAAAUCACUAGAGCACAUCUCUUUGACCUAACUGAUGCGCCUUCGCAGUUCGAAGUAUCUCUAUUGGUUUGCAUAUGGUGCGCGUUGGCCUUUCUGUAGAUCGCACUCAGGACAAUUUACCUGGAGGCCAUCUAUGUGAAAGUGCCGACACCGUCUAUGACGUUCGAGUCUUGUAAGAUAACACUUACUGACUCCCUCUUCUACUGUUGAACAAAUAUAACCACUAUCAGUCUCUUCUUUGAGUAAGUUUGUGCGCAAGUGUGGAAGCUGCAGGCGUGGAUGGUUUCUUAUGGGUAUGGCCUGGCCGGUGUCCGUAUGCACGAGACAACCGCCUGCGCCUUUGAAGUUGAAUCCCCAUCCUAAUUGCGAGCAGUUCCCUCCACCUAGCCAAGGCAUAAUGCGAUCUAAGUCCUUUUUCCAGCGCUACCAGUAGUCCUGCAAAUUCUCAUAGUUAUAUCAAUAGCCUAUCUCUGUGUCUUGAGAGAUACUUGCUUGCACAACUAUCAACCAAGACAACCUCUUUUCUUGCAGCAAUGGAACUAGUUGAAAGACUACGUCCUAUCAGUUUUACUCCCCCACUAUUAUCCACAGCUAUUCCGUCUUCAGUCUCGUCAUCGUCCAAAUUCAGCGAGCAAAAUCCACUCUCCACCGGUUCCGCGCCUCGGCUCUGCCUUGCGACAUUUUGGCUGCGUCCUCCCGGGUGGUGACUCCGUUAGGAAUACCAUGAGGAGCUGCCGCCACGUCAACUACAUUCGGGUAGUUUUGAGGCAAGUCGAGUUUCUUCGCAGGACAUCUUGUCUCUACAUGAAUUUCUACCCUAUGUUGAGCCAGACUCAAGGGUCAAAGCAGUGUUGGAGCAUUCGAACACAGACUGUUAAGUCGCGUCUAGUUUCUCACUGGGAAGCGCUUGAGUUUGAUACAGAUUGCACUAACAGCCUGAGACAAAUGAUCUCUGGCUGCUUUGAUCCCUGUGGAUGUUCAUUGGGGUUGAAAGGGAAGGAAGCCUCAGCUUCUUCAUUGGGAUAUCAUGACGCAUGGGGAAGCUUUCACAUGCUUCAUAUGGGAACGCCUAUGCUAUCAUCAAUGAUUCAUACAAUCAUCCAUAUGUUCUCUGAUCUGAUCAGAACUGACAAAACAUUACGAACCUGAUUACAGCUAUGAACAUUCAUUAUUUCUGCUAUCGGAAUACGUUGAAGGUCCUUUGCCUGUUGAUCGUCGAUCUUGGAACCAUAUGCGUUUAGGUCUGUAGGUUAUCUUGAGAUCUUUCCUGUGUUGCUUUGUCCUUGACUGUUUUGGGAGGCUUGAGCCACAUACGAGAGAGAGAGGAGAAACCGCCGACACCCGCGCAAACUAAGGCCAACGCGUUGAAAGUGGUGCCGGUGGGUACCUUGUUCGCCUGGCGAUCUUGGUCAUUUUGAUGAUCUUCAUCCUUCUGAUCUUGGUG